CUUGAUUCUCUUGAUGAAAUUUUGGACGGAGCGUCAAGCGGUGUUGCUGCUGAGAAGGUUAACAAGCCUAAAACUGAGCUGGAUGUAGGAGAAAAGUCUCUCAAUGAAUUGCUUGAUGAAGUAGACAUCUUGGGGCCUGUCUCUAAUCCAAGUGGUCAGAGGAGGGAUGUCCCUAAAAUUAGCACUAAAGCCACAGAGCAGCUUGACUGCCUUGAUGCCUUGGACUUGUUCCCCACAGUGAAGAGUGUUGGGUCUGCUUUGCCAGCAGUUUCAUUUGGGGUAGCAGGCCUGGACUCGCUCUCUGAUUUCAGCUCAAAUGGUUUCUCUGACUCACACACUGCAUUUACUCCGGUAAUGCGAUCUCCUAAAAAUCACUACAAAGAGAGAAAUAGCCCAGGGCUUGUUUCAGUCUCCAACCCCCUAGCGUCCACCCACGAAUUCCUGCAGGCCUGCUCCACAUGUUUCCCUCAAGAGGGUAAAGGGAUAUACUCCUAUGUUCACAAGCCAGACCUGGUCCACAACUGUAAGCGAGACAUUCUGCUGUGUAGAUGGAAGGUGGAUUGUCCGACGGCGUGGACCAGAGUACGACCACUUCCUGCUAGGACAUCCUUCUCAGGACCAUUUGUACUCUGUAAAAAUCUGCUGCAGUCUGGGGAUUUGGGCAUUUGUAAGUACGGAGAGAAAUGCACGUUUGCCUACAACCAGCUGGAGAUAGAUGUUUGGACAGAAGAGAGGAAGGGGACACUAGACAGGAACCUGCUGUUUGAGACCACACCCGUCAAAAUGGACCCUGUGAACAGCAUCAUACGGCUUCAAGAGGAAAACAAGGGCAUGUUUAUCUUCCUUUGUCAGGAGUGUUAUGACAGUAAACCUAGAAUCAUCAGUAAACGCUCCAGUGACAAUCACGCCAUCUGCUCUAACGUGGAUGCUCGUCACAACUUCGAUGCUAAUAAGUGCCUGGCCUUUGUGAUGAGGACCUUCAACGUGAACUACAAAAAAGUUCGUCCUCUCAGCAUCAUGUGCCAAUUGGACUUGUGCCGACAAGCCAUCCGGUAUGGCUGCCAAAGAGAAGACAGCUGCCAGUAUGCCCACUCUGUCAUAGAGCUUAAAACCUGGAGGAUUCAGUGUCACACAGGUAUCAGCCCUGAUGAGAUUGUGAAAGUAUCCAUGAAGUAUCAUGACAAGACAGCGCAAAAUUCAAACAAAGACAAAGUUAACAGAGUGUUCGCUGGAGGAGGUGGAAGCAAAUCUAAAGGAGGAGAAGUAGGAGGUGCCAGGAGUGGGAAGACUCUUAAUAUGAAGAUGAAGUUUGCAUGUGCUCAGUGCUGGGGGGGCGGCCUGAUUACCGAACCAGACAAAGCACUCAAGUACUGUUCUGCCAAAGCCAGCCACAUGUGGACGAAAGACAGACGAGUACUGCUGGUCAAGUCCUCAGAGAGAAGUAAAUGGGUUCAGGUCCGACCACUGCCUCAUGCCAAGAACUUCCCUGUGCAAUAUGACAUGUGUGCCCAGAUUCAGGAGAAGAGGAAAUGUAACUACACUGGGAACUGCACCUUUGCUCACAGCCAGGAGGAGAAAGAAAUGUGGAUGUACAUGAAGAAUAAUGACUUGCGGGACAUGCAGCAGGUGUAUGACAUGUGGUUGACAUUAGCUGGCAACCACCGCCAAGCAGAGGGAGCCACGUUCUCUCAGCCCAACUCCGAAGAGAAAUGCAUCAUUAUGCCAACUGACUACGCUGAACCAAUGUAUGGUUUCCACUGCCGUUUGUGCGGUAAGCACAGUAACAGUGAGCGACAGUGGCAGCAGCACAUUUCCUCUGAGAAACACAAAGACCGAGUGUUCAGCUGUGAGGGAGAAGAUGAAGCUCUGACAUGGAGCUACCGCUUUCCUGGAACAUGCUUUAAACUCUGCCCCAAGUUUGAUGGUGGCUGUCCUGAUGGUGUGAGCUGCGAUUACGCCCACAGCCCAGAGGAGCUGCAAGAGUGGACGGAGAGAAGGGAUUUCCUGCGACAGAAACUGGCCAAAGCUAGGGACGACAUGCUUGUCAUGCCUAAUGAGUUUGACUUUGGGAAGUACAACUUUCUACUGCAGGACUGAGAAGAAUUUGACUUUGCAACUGCCAAACUAGUAUUUUGAUUAUGUGUUGAUGUUUCAAACCUAAACUAUUAUGUUUAGACUAAGGAAGCACUUGAAUUGUCAAACACAUAUUGACCUUCCCCAAAGUGCUGCAUUAGUAACUCUAAAUUAGUCAAUCUUUUAACUUUUUAAGUGUUUGUUGCCAUGUGAAUACAUGUCUUUUUGCUUCAUGUCUGUUAAAGGGUUUACAGUGAUCUGUACUUGGAGCUGCUUGUAUGCUUUAUUUUCACUCUUUUAUGUACUUUCCCCCUUAGUUUAUAUUUCGUUUCAGCAUUGAUCAGUGCCUUCAGUCCACAGUUUACCAAAGAUGUGCAGAAUGUUCAAACGCCUGAAUGUUUAUUAAAAAAAAACAAUUAAUA
Molecule: messenger RNA, 2495 nt
Organism: Melanotaenia boesemani (Boeseman's rainbowfish)
Lineage: Eukaryota; Metazoa; Chordata; Actinopteri; Atheriniformes; Melanotaeniidae
Product: zinc finger CCCH domain-containing protein 7B-like
Exons: 14
Biological process (GO): miRNA processing
Molecular function (GO): metal ion binding; miRNA binding
Source: RefSeq, a predicted model, not a curated record